AUGAUGGGGAUCCGACAUGGUCAUGUUAAGAAGAACGAGGAAAACGACGAGAGCGCCGCCAAGCUGCCGCAAGCGAGCGAGUGCAGCCUCGUGUCGGAGUUGGGACGACAAGUAGCCUCGUCGCUCAGUCCUGUGGGAGUGACGUGGCAGAAGAGGAGGGUUAUGCUCUCCCAGACGCGGAUCAACUUCGGCAAGGCAGACACGGACCUGCUGAUCGACUUCAUCCCCCUCGUCGAGGUCAAGUCGGUAGUGCACAAUGUCAGGAAGCGGCACGACGACCAAGGGAGUCUCAAGCAACAAGAGCGCGACGGGCGACGUUCGAAGAAGUUGAAGAAGGCUGACAUGCAGUUCUCCGACCAGAUCUACUUCGCGGGCGACGACGAGGAGGAGGACGAGGAGGAGGAGCCUAACGUUUUCACCGUCUACACCAUCCCCAACGGGCGAAACUCUGGGAGGCCAACCGUGCUGCGAGCUGGCGACAAGCAGGAGCUGGAAAAGUGGCUGGCUGGGAUCGAGCACGCGAAGAAGGUGGCAGAGAGGAUUGAGCUGGCGAAGGGAGACGUGGGGAUGUUGGCGCGGGAAAGGAGGUUGGCGCGGGAGCUGUACGAGAGCUUCGGCUUCCAGCUCGCCAUCGGCCUCGUCAUCUUCUUCUCCUACGUCGCUUCCCUGGCAAACGCGCAGCUGCUGCCGGAGAGCGGAAGCGACAUGGACAGAAACUUCAGGAUCAUUGAGCUCGCCGUCACAGCCGUCUUCACUCUGGAGCUGGUCGUUAACCUUUUCGGGCACUGGUUCAACAAAUUCUUCCGGGACGGAUGGAAUGUGUUCGAUUUUGUUGUCGUCAUUCUCGCGCUGGCUUCGGUCAUCUUUGACCAGAUCCCUGCGAUCAACGUUCUCCGUCUUGUCCGAGUCUUCAAGAUGUCGGAGAAGUUCUUCCGCUGCUCGUUCAUCAGCAAGGAUGAGAUCGAUGGAAGGAAGCGGUCUAUUCAGAACUUACAGCAGCUUAUCUUCGCCGUCAAGAUGCUCAUCUCGUUCGUGGAUCAGAUGGAGAAGAAGGACGUGGGAGCGAGCGCGAUGAAGCAGACGAAGACGAGAAAGCAGAUCCUUGACAAGCUCUUCAAGUCAAGCAUGUGCACCUCCUUUGCCGCAUGGAAGAGCGCGGUCUUCGAUCCGCAGGAGGAGCAGGAGGAGCAAGAGGAGGCGAAGGAGAAGGAGGAGAAGUCAAAGAACUGCUGCAUGAACUUGGAGAGGAAAAUCUCGAGCAUGCAGCAGCGACUGGAUAGGAUGGUGGAAGAGGAGGAGCAGGUGAAGUCGCAGCUGGGAAAGAUUCUGUCGAUCCUCGAGAAGGGCGAGCACAAAUCUGCUCCUCACUCCGUCUUCGUCCUCCCCCCCGAGCCCCGCAGCCUCCCGGUGAUCCAUCGAGGAGAGGGAGGAGAGGGAGGGAGGAGGGAGGGAGGGAGCGGGGGCAGGAGGGGCAGCAAGGACGUGGAGGUGAGAAAGGGAGCUCGAAGGAACGGGAGGAGCAGGACGGACCUGGGGGAUCAUCAGACGCAGAUCAUCAUGGAGAACGGACACUGCUAUUUCUCGGGGAGAAGGAACGUCCCGCUGCCGGAGGAGGAGGCGGGAGAGAGGAGGAGGAGGAAGGACAGCAGCUCUCAACUCUCGACGCCUCGCGACGGAUGUGGGCGCGUCCUCAUCAAGGUCCCCUGGACGAGCCUCGCCCAGCAGGCCGUGAGCAAGGAACAUGCUCGUAGUCAACCCCAGCUCCUCCCCAGCGACUGCAGGGACUCGUCGGUGUCGCUCCUCCUCCUCGACAGCAAGUUCGUCUUCCUCGAGGCCUUCCAGGGCGUCGCCUCGGCUGUUCAGGAGACGAGAGUCCAGCUGGGGGCAAGCUGGGAGGAGAGCUGUGCAGCUGCGAUGGAGGAGAUGGAGUGGAGGCUGAUGAGGGAGGAGGAGGUUGACCUGCAGCAGAACAUCUUGGUUGACCUCUCCUCCUCCGAUCUCCUCGUCCAACGUCGCUUCAUAUCGGCAUGCCCGCGGACUCACGGUUGGCAUCGCGCGCGAGGUCAGCGGUGA
This is a messenger RNA of Guillardia theta CCMP2712, 2073 nucleotides long. RefSeq lists its product as hypothetical. Gene Ontology annotation, molecular function: voltage-gated sodium channel activity. Lineage: Eukaryota; Cryptophyceae; Pyrenomonadales; Geminigeraceae. The transcript has 6 exons. The record is from RefSeq and is a predicted model, not a curated record. Bases 1 to 2073 code for a protein of 690 amino acids. Gene Ontology annotation, cellular component: plasma membrane; voltage-gated sodium channel complex. Gene Ontology annotation, biological process: transmembrane transport; monoatomic ion transport.